GCCAUGGACUCGCAACCGAACGACAAGAUCAAGAAACGAGUAUAGAGAAACCGAGUGGCUUAUACAAUUUCGUCAGAAAUAUAUUAGUUGUUGGAUAUUGUGCAAUAAUUUGUACUUUUGCGUUACAUCCCCAAGGAGAAAUAUCCUUCUAUGGUUUUGGAAACUGGGAAAUAUCAAUCUCUUACAUUUUUAUAGCUGCCCUGUCUUCAUUUUUUAAUAUUAUUUUUACUACGGUUACCAUUUUUUCUCCACCUCCAUCUUUUUCGUGUGACGCCACUGCUAACAAUCCGAUUUAAGUUAAUUUUUAUCAGUAUAUUCAAAAUCAAUGAUCACGAUACCAACUGACGAUGAGUUAGACACACUUGUAUUAAAUCAUCUGGAAAAUUUGUCUACCAUUAUUGAUUUGAAUCACCAUUUAGAGGAUUCUUUAAGCGAAGGAAGACUUUUACUGGCUAAAACGCGACAUAAUCUCCGGGGAAACAGUUGUUCGAUCUCUUCAACCUCUUACAAUUUAAACGAAAUGUCUACUCGUGGUGCAUCUUUCCGUGCUGCAGUCAUUGAAGAGCCUAUCGAACCUACUUAUGAUAAGGAUUUUAAAACCACUCGUUUUCAGCUAAUUGACGAAUUGGCUAGCAGUAAGUCUGAUCUUAACCCUUCAACAGACCCAAUCCGAUGGUUUUCUGGAGUACUUGUUCCUUCUAGUUUACGUCAUGCACAAUCUUGUUUUCGACGUGCUGUGAAUUUAUCCUUGGAACUUGCCAGUCGACGUGCAAAACUAGAGGCGUCUUCUCAACAAAUAAAACAUUUAAUUAAACUACGCAUGAAAAGCGAAUCAGCAGUUAAAUGACUAUAUGGUGUUUGUCUUUGACUAUCUGUUUUUUGAGCUUUCUUCAAAUUAUUGUAACUGAUUUCAUACAUUUCACUGACUUCUUAUAUGAUGGAAUUUUUUUAUCUUCUAGUCUUUUCCGGCCUUUUGUUUUACUCAGAAAGAUUUUCGGGACACAUACUUCCAGGACUUUUGAUCCUUUUCAUAAUACAGCUUAUUUCGCUGUAGGAUUGGCAUAAGAUAUAUCGUUGGUGUUAGUAAACACUGUCUUUUCGAAAGUAUGGAAAAACCCGACAUAUAAAGAAAUGAUAAUGUACUGUAAUUUUCCAGUUUUAAUAAAUAUAGUUCAUUUUAUUUGUUAGAAA
This is a messenger RNA of Schistosoma guineensis, 1191 nucleotides long. NCBI's taxonomy places the organism in Eukaryota, Metazoa, Platyhelminthes, Trematoda, Strigeidida, Schistosomatidae. The record is from the annotation of a GenBank genome assembly.